Schistosoma margrebowiei is the source of this 6571-nucleotide messenger RNA. The record is from the annotation of a GenBank genome assembly. NCBI's taxonomy places the organism in Eukaryota, Metazoa, Platyhelminthes, Trematoda, Strigeidida, Schistosomatidae.
GGUCUGUCAAGUGCGAAACUCUUUUGGUGGGCUUUUGAACGGUGCUAACUAUGUUCUCCCGUGCACUUGGUUUCCGUCAUAAGAUGCCCUUCAUCAUGUUGUGACUUCCAUCUCGGGUUAAUUAUUUUUAAGGGUUUCUACUACGUAAAAGCGCCAUAUGGCCACAUAAUUGUGAUUUUUUUCGUGUGGCACCUAACAUUUUCGAUAACUUUAUUUUUCUAAACAUUCAUAUACACGCGGAAAUCUUGUAUUUUAACUCAAUUUUCGUUUGCUACCUCACUUACAAAAAGCGCCAUUUUAUUGUGCUUACUAGCUGGGUCUUAUACCUUUAUUUAUUCAUAUUUAACUUCGUUAAAACAUUUUAUUUUGGUCAUCGUUAUUGUUGCUACUGGGCGAAGAUCUUAUAACAAAUUUAGUUCAGAAAAUUCCAAUUUUUUGUACCUCAACUAUUCCAUGUCCGCUUCUUAUAUUCGUCGUGAUACACUUGUUUCUAAUCCCUGUUCUCUAUCCAUACUUUCUGGGUCAUCUAUAAAUGCCAAUGAGCAUAAAGAUGUUUCAUCACUUUCUACGAUUAGAUCUUAUCCUGAUCAAGCAAUGCCUUCAAAGCAUAGUCCAUCAGGUGGUCAGUUACAACAAGGUAAUCAAGGUAGUAUUCAUUCACCUAAAAUGUCACCUGAUUCAACUCUAAUUCAGCUUUCUACACCAAGUUUUGUUUCUUAUUUAAAUUCCACUACAAGUCUUGGUAUAUCAAGCGGAAAUCCUAUCACAUGCGAUAGUUUUCUUCGAUCAGCACUUUUAUCAGACGGGUUAGAAAAGCAGUGCGUCGGAAGUUCAACAAAUCCUCACAUAACUCACUUUCAUGAUCCAUCUGCGCUACCAAAUAUCCAUCCAUGUUCACUACUACGUCCACGUGCUAUGACAACAUCAAACGCCUCAAGAUCUGGCACACCGGUCGGAAAUACGCCUACAUCCGGCUCUUCAGCAUGUGCAUCUGCCCCAACUAGCACAACUCCUGUUAAAAAGUCUUCAAGGCGUAACCCUUGGGGUUCUGAGACGUAUUCAGACUUAAUUUCAGUUGCUAUACGUUCUUAUCCAGACAAACAAGCAACUUUACAACAGAUUUAUGACUUCAUAAUUACUCAUUAUGAGUAUUUUCGGGAGCGCAGUGAUCCAACAAGUUCUGCUGGAUGGAAGAAUUCAAUCCGUCACAACCUGUCAUUACAUGAUCGAUUUACGAAAUGUCCAAAAUCAUCAGACAAUACAAAGUCAUCAUAUUGGAGAAUUAAUCCAGACGUAGCCGCCAAGCCAUAUGUGCGUCGACGGGCUUGUUCUAUGGAUACUACCAAUUUAAAGAGACCCGGAUCUGGCAAUUAUGGGAAAAUAAAUAACCGAUCAGGUGGUGGUGUUUCUCACCGAACCGUAUCCAGUCAUCCUGGUCAUCGCAUUCAUGUGCCUUCAGCCGAUAGCGACAUUACCAAACCUUCUUUAUCACCUGUUUGUGAGCUACAGUAUCCAGUGGAUAUGAACUAUUCAUCUACUAAAGUUACUGACAGUCGUUCAAGUACCGAAUGCAGUAAGGAUUACAACGAAGCAAAUGUUCUAAAUUGUUUGACUUCAUCAUCUCCAUCUGUUGACACUUGUAACACAACUAAAUCUAUGAAUUUUUAUCAUUGUUCACAACAAGCAAAUACUACUAACAACAAUAAUUCAAUACCGACUUGUAUCAAUAUUCACUGGCAGAAUGCAAAAACUUUAACGCAUUUAUCGAAUCCUCAAGUAUACAGUUCGAAUCCUCCCAAUGGGAUAUUCAACUCUGGAUUCUCUGGUCUGUCAUAUUCUACUGACCAACCACCAAGUCGAUGUCGAACAAGUGGAUUAAUUGAACAACUGUUGCGUAAUGAUCAAAAUGUUGGAGCAAAUAGUAUUUCUUCAUCAAUGCAUACCAUUGAUCGCUUAUCAUCGGAUCAUUUUCCAAGCAAUUCAUUUCUUCCCUGUCACUCAGGUAAAUCAUCUUUUACAGGGAAUAAUUCGAACUUAUGUACUUCAUUACAACAAAUGGAAACAGAUUAUCUUUCUAAUAUAAUGGAUACAACACCUCAAUUAGAAAUUAUUAGACAGCAGUCUUUUCAUCCAAGUGCUCUGUUUAAUCAUAUUAAUUCAUCUCGUGUAUCAUCGUCAGUUGCUGCUGCUCACCAUUUAUUACCUGUACCUCUGUUGACAGAUCAUCAUGGUUCCUCUACAGCUACUGCUGCUGCGGCGGCGGCAGCAGCUCAAUCUCAUUGGCAAGCUUAUCGUUCUAAUUUGCAUUCAUCAGUUGCAAGUUCAUUCUAUCCAAUACCUCAUAAUACAACGAAUUUUAUAUCUCAAUCAUCUACUUUACAAUCAUCAACACCAGUAAAUCAUUUCACAUCUUCAUUUUAUGAUAAUUCACAUUUAAUGCAUCCAACAAAUGAUGGAAAACUUCCAUUUUUAAAUUGUUCCGGUAAUUCAACUACAUCUCUAUCACCAUCCAUAACGAAUUCUGUUGGUUCAUCUUCCGGUUCUUGGCGUCAUUCACUUGGUUUAGAUAUGCGUUUGUUAAGUGAUUCACAUAGCUUACAACGAGGAGAUCCAAUUAUAUCUUUAUCCACAUCCUGUUCAGGGCAUGGUGGUAUUGAGAAUACGAGUAGAUCAUUAGGUCCAGUAACACCACCUGAUCUUAUGUAUUUUCCUCAAACGACGCUAUUCGGUAUGUCUGAUCAUAAUAUUGAGUCAUCGUUCCUGCAACAACAAACUCAAACGAAACAAGUUAGCCAAAGUGGAAAUCUGAUGUCUGAGCAGUUGUGUAAUUUAGGACGAGCUGAUCGUUCUUCUGUAACAAAUUAUACAACACAGCAAUCAUCGUCACCAUCAUCAGCUUUUACUUCAAACUCAGUACAGUCUCGAUCUACUGAUCGUACAUACAGGGAUUUACGACAUUAUGUUGAACCUUAUUCAUCUUACGAUGAUGAUUGUGAACCACUGGAAUUAGAAUUAAGUCUAGAAUUAGCUGAUCGAAUUGUAGGAAGUACUGCUACAACGUCAAAUAGUAGUAACCCAAUAACUUCUAGUUUUUGAUACGCAUACGAAUUAAUGAAUUAAUUUAAUUUGUUCAGGCAUAUUUCUAAGAAGAACAUUUCAUCUAUUUGAUUACUUAAAAUUCAUAUUGAAUAGUCGUUACUUAAUGUUAUAUGCAUAUGUAUAUUUUCCAACGAAAUUUGAAGGCAGCUUGAAUAAACCUCGAAAUUUAUCUGUUAUGGAUUUUUAUUAAUCCCGUUCUUUCUUAUUGUAUUACCUUAAGAUAACUUAUUCAGAACAUUCUUAUUUUAUUAACUCACUGGUCGUCUUUUUUUUACCAAGGAUGAUACCACCUUCUGUAUUUCUGUUUUUGUAGUGUUCGGCUCUGAACUCCAUCUCUGUUACUGAUAUCAUAAUUGAAACCGUAUGUCGACUUAAUUUGCCAGUUCAUAACCAGUUGUCUUUCCAAGUUAGUACAUGUAAACAGAAUAACUUGUAGCAUGUGCUUUCUCUUGCCUAACUGGUAACCAUUCAGGUAUAUAUAUAUAAUAGCGCCUAUCAUCCUUAUUCUACUGGAUAACUCGGUUCAAGCUAUUUUGUUGCUUGUGUGUGACUUUUUGUAUGGAAGUAAAUACUCCAAUAGUUGGAAUAAUAUGAACCGGUUAUUCACUAUUCAGGUAUUUAUACAAACUGGUUUGUUUUGUGCUUGUGUAACGUAAGGCAGGGCCAUUCAUAUUACUUACUACCUUUAUCCCAAUCCGGGUUUUUUCCAUAUUCUCUCUUGUCAAGUCAGGUAAUAUUUUUUUAGCUCCUUUGUUUUGCUUUGGGUAUUGUUUUUAUGCUGUUUUUUCGUUUAUUUAUUUGUUUAUUUCCUAUUGGAUUUUCUUGAUUAUUGCCACCAUUGUUUAUCUAUUUAUCAAUACGCUUCUCGAAAAUCGAAUAACUACUCUGUUUUUAACUUUUGUUAAUUAUUUCGCCGACCUGUGUGGAUAUGACGUUUAUUCUCUCGUUUUUAUUUAUUUUCUUGCAAAGCUUUCUCCUAUUAUAUUUUCACAUUAAUGCUUAUUAAAAUACGUGUGUAAUGUAUGUGAUCACCAAGCUUAUUAUUAUAGGCUGACUACUAAACAAGAGACAGUCCUUAAUUAACAUUUUCCGUCACCGGUUGACAAGUUAUUAUAUAUAUAUAUCAUCUGUUUAUUACUAUGCAUCUGUGUAUGCGCAUAUUAUCGGUGAAUUGAUUUCUUAUUAUAACAGCUAUAUAGUAUUUGGUUGUAAUACACUUCUUGAUUCUAUUUUCCUUCACGCUAACUCUUAUAUAUACAUAUGUAGAGAUUUCGAUUCCCCGGCAUUUACACAUUUAAGAUUACAUGGAUGAUAAUUUAGAAAGCAGCAAUAAUAAUAUAGUGGGUUGCAUUGAUAGCAAGCCAUAAUUUUAAAAUGAAAGUCAAUGGAUUAACCUGGAAAAGCUCGUUUUUCUUUGAUUCUUUGAUCACUUUAUGUUUAUAAUUUUUGUAUUUUGAAUUCAUCUUUUCUAAAUAAUUUCUUGUUUGUACUAAUGGUUUUGACAUUUCCUUUUUUGGAUUAUUCACAUCAUCACUAAAUGUUGUACAUUCGUUGUAUUAGUGCUGCUGUUGUUUAUGUUGGUUAAUCCAAAAACAGCCUAAUAAAAUGAAAGGUAACAGUAACAUUUUUUUUUACAUAAAAUCAACAAAUCCGGCAUUUUCUGUUGUUAUCACACAUCAAUUUUUCUUACAAUCCAUUCUUCUGCUCUUUCUACUUCGUUUUUCCAGUACCCAUUCUCUUGUGUGCGUUAACUCAGGUGUUUUUUUCCUGUUCUUAAUUUCCUUCUACACUUUUCAUUGAUGCUUUAUUUGUUCACCCACACUUUUUCCGAUGAUAUUUAUAAGUAUUCAAAGUUCAUUCUCCUUUCCUUGACUCAUUCAUAUUUCUGACAUCUUUCCUGAAUAAUUUUCCACAAAAUUAAAAAUUAUUCUCAUUUGAAAGUUCACCUGUGUUUUUUUUACUUCGUGUGUUUCAUCUUUCUUUACUUUUUAAUUUCUAUAACUAAAACAUCAGCAUUACAUCCGUAACUCCUUUUCGUGAGUAGCAAUUUCGUCUAUACAAUUUCCAAUAAUGAGUUAAUUUUUAAAAACAAGUUGUGGAAUGGUUUUCAUAUACAUAUAUUUUUGUUCCCACUAAUUCACUUCAUACAUAAAUGAGUAGUCAUAAUAAUAUAUAUUUCGGAAAGAAUUUCCUAUCAGUUUGUUUAUGUGUCUCUUACUCGAUGUCUAUCAUCAUUUAAAACAAUUUCGGAGUGAUUAUCAAACUGUCCAAAAAUAAAUAUUACGUCGAAACAUACUCAGUUACUUGUAUCCGGAUCUGUUGAUCAGCACUUUCAAUGUGAUGAUUCUCUCUAAAUUGUUUUUUGCGAGGUUAAUUGCAUCUUGUUUUCAUUGUUUUUUGGUUUAGUUAUUUAUAUUCUGAUUUCUUUGAAACUUGCUUUCGGCAUAUUUUGUCGAUAUUUUUCACUUUUAUAAGGUGUUUUUCUAUGUAACUUUGAUUACUUAUAACUGAUUUGUUGUUUAAUGUAUAUUGCUUCUAUUUAAAUUAUUUUUUUUUUAAUUCCAUCGAAUGUAUUCGUUGUAUUACUUCUCUUUACUUUCCUCUUUUGUGCAAAUGCAUACAUAUUGGCAAGGCGAUAGAUUACGUUUUAUAUUAAAGGGUACUCUGUUGAUUUUAAACUUAAUUCCCCCAUUUACGAUUGACAUAUACUUCCUAAUGCUUUUAUUCAAUAAUUAUUAUUACUAUCGUGCUAAAAAUAUAAUAAUGAAGAAGCGUUUAAUAACGCGUAAAAUUCAGGAAUGUCAUUUCAAUUUGUUUAUCCUUUCUAAUCAACAUGUAAUGUGUUCAUCUACCUCGUCAGACUGUAAUAGUCUAAUUGUCAUUAAUUGUAAACAUAAUAUGUGUAUCCGUUAAGGCAUCUCCAGAGAUUCAUUUAUGGCUUCAAAUAUUCUCUCGAUUAUAACUAUUCUUUCUGUUCAUUUAAAUCUGAUUAAUUUCUUAUUCUAUCUCUUAUUAUUCCGGUAUUUCAAUAAUUACUAUUGUUCACUUCAAUGUUGAUUUCUGUCCAGGUAAAUCACUUUAAAGUUUAAACUUUUUAUCCAUUUACGUGUUUGUUUUCCUUAUAGCAGCUUGACGAGUAUAUCCUACUUAUCUUCGAUGAUAUGCUCAAGUGGCUACUUAUUUUUUCUCUUUACGAGGAGAUCCCUAUCUAUAUAUGCAAGAAAGUGUCCACUCAGGAAUUUGAUCAAGCAUACCAGUUCGCUGAUUAUUGUCAUUAUUUUUUAUUCCUGUCAUUUAUUAAUUUAUCAGUGACAAAAAAGUAUUGUGUGUUGAAGUUAGCACUUAGUUAUUUUGCCUUUCUGUGACAAUGUGUUAAGGGUGCAAUAUACUAAUUGUAUUAUUAUGUACUUAAGGAAUUGUAGAGUUAUUUGUUCAGUGUUCCCUGGUCUCUUCAUUGUUAUUCAUGUUCGCC